AUGGCCGCCUUCCCUCUCCUGCUGCUGCUCUGUUCUCUCCUCCUCGCCGCCUCGACGGCGGCAGAUCAGUGCCACGACGACGACCACGCCGCCCUGGUCGCCAUUGAUACCGCCCUGGGCAGCCCGUACCACUUCGCGUCGUGGACGCCGGACUCUGCCUGCUGCGACUGGUACGACGUCGACUGCGACGCCGAGUCAGGCCGCGUCAUCGGCCUCCGUGUGUUUCAGGACACCAACAUGUCGGGCGCCAUCCCGGACGCCAUCGCCAACCUCACCUUCCUCCAGACCCUCACCCUCCACCACCUCCCCGCCAUCUCAGGCGCCAUCCCGGACUCCCUCGCCGCGCUCUCGAACCUUUCGCAGCUCACCAUCUCCCACACUGGUGUCUCCGGCCCGGUCCCCUCCUUCCUCGGCAUGCUCACCGCGCUCACCGUCCUCGACCUCUCUUACAACUCCCUCACCGGCGCCAUACCGGCGUCUCUAGCUGAUCUCCCCAACCUUUCCAGUAUCAACCUCCGCCGGAACCACCUCUCCGGUACCAUCCCGUCGCUGCUCCUCUCCAAGUCGCCCGACCAGGCCUACCUCUGGCUCUCCAGCAACAACCUCUCCGGCGCUAUCCCGGCCGAGUUCGCCGCCGUCGACUUCGCACACAUCGACCUAUCCCGCAACGCCCUCACCGGCGACGCCGCGUGCCUCUUGGGCGCGGGGAAGUCGUCGCUCCAGCACGUCGACGUGUCCCGCAACGCGCUGCGCUUCGACCUCUCCGGCAUGGAGUUCCCGGAGAACGCCACCUACAUCGACCUCAGCCACAACGGCAUCCGUGGCGGCAUCCCUACGCAGGUGGCGAACCUUACCAACCUCCAGCAGUUCAACGUGAGCUUCAACAGGCUGUGCGGCGAGGUGCCCGCCGGCGGCAACAUGGCCAGGUUCGACCGCUAUAGCUACCUCCACAACAAGUGCCUCUGUGGAGCGCCGCUCACGGCGUGCCGCCAACGGCCCAUCAACUACCUACACUAGCUACCUUCGUCGACGUGGGCUCGGACUUCCAGUUUACCAAACAAAAUCAACAUAAACUUCUACUACUUCCAAAAUAUGAUAUGGGAAUAUCUACUUCCAAAAUACUAUGAGCAGCCAUGCAGUAAUCGUGAAGUGAUUACUACGGUUUGUAUCAGUGGUAAAGAAGACACUAAUUGUCAUAGAUGUACUCUUUUUUAU
Lolium rigidum is the source of this 1215-nucleotide messenger RNA. RefSeq names its product polygalacturonase inhibitor-like. The transcript has a single exon. The record is from RefSeq and is a predicted model, not a curated record. NCBI's taxonomy places the organism in Eukaryota, Viridiplantae, Streptophyta, Magnoliopsida, Poales, Poaceae. The coding region runs from base 1 to 1017 and encodes 338 amino acids. Gene Ontology annotation, molecular function: protein binding.